AUGAGUAGGUCUCCGUCGUUUAAAGUGAGAACGGAACUGAAUCCGAGUGUUGACUCAGAAUCACUGAAACGAUGGGUUCUUGCAUUUUGUGCUAUUAGAUUUGAUCUCGAACAAGGCCAGCUUGUAGAAGAGUGUUAUCCACAUGGUGUUCUUUCCCAUGAUGAGGAGCUUGAAAUUGCUUAUAGUUCCUUCCCGGAUUCCGUUUCGCAGCAUCAAAAUCGCUCCAGUAUUCAUGAUUGUAUUUUCUUUUUCCGAAUUUGCAGGAAUUUUAAGCCUCCAGCUGGUAAUGUUAACGCCUCUCUGAAAUCUUCUGAGUAUUUGUAUGGUUAUGUGUUUAACAGGCAGAGACAUGAUGAGAGGCUUAAACGCGGCGGGGAACAAAAAUCGGUUGUGAUUUUAUCUCAUAGACCUUAUUCUAGUGUGUUUAGACCUUUGUUACAAAUUGUAGGUCCUUUGUUUUUUGAUAUUGGUAAGAAAGCACUUGAGCAUAUUGCUGCUUAUGUUUCAAAAUGGCCGCCUCCGGUUCCUGGUCAGGUGAUGGAUCUUCCUAUCGGAAAUGCCUCGCUUAAAGUGAACUUACCGCCGGCUCUUAGUUUGCCUGUAGAAAAUGGACUGUCUUUUGAAGAGUCUGCUUCCUCGGCAAACAAUCAGUCUGCUCUGCAGGGUCUUUUUCAUGAUUCGGAUCUUUUUGGGUCGUUUCGUGGGCUUUUAUUACAGCUUUGGUUGUUAUGGGAGUUGUUGCUUAUUGGUGAACCAAUGCUCGUCAUUGCCCCCACCCCUCCACAAUGUUGUGAAGCUGUUGCUAGUCUUGUGAGUUUGGUUGCGCCGUUGCUUUGCAGUGUUGACUUUAGGCCUUAUUUUACCAUCCAUGAUCCUGUGUUUGCACGAUUAAACUCGAUUCAAGAAGGCGAGGCUUUCCCACCGGUGAUAUUAGGUGUGACAAACCUUUUCUUCCUCAAAGCACUUCGUAAUAUUCCACAUAUUGUCUCGGUUGGAAGCCCUCCUCCUAAUUCAAACCGGGUUUCCCUAUCGAGUAGAUCUUCUACUGGCAGAAUUUCUGGUAGACCUGAAGGUCUUGGGUUUCAACAACUCUCCCUAAAAAAGUUUUCUCCUUCAAGUUUAUUGAAUGCAGUUAAGAUGCGAAGAGACGGUCCUCUUUGUCUAAUGACCGAACAUAAGGAAGCUAUUUGGAGUACCUAUUCUGCUACGACUAAGCCAGAUACUUCUAUCUUAAACAGGCUUAUAGAUGCUGGGUUGUCACCAAGAGUUGAGGAGUCAAUGUCUGUUGUGAACAAUGAGAUAUUACGGAGACAUUUCUUGGAGCUCACAACUAAUUUUUUGGCACCCUUUUCCCCAUAUUUUAGAACUACAAUACCAUCAGAAGGAUCUUCUCCUUACACAGACCCUCCUUCUCUACCUCCAUUUGAUGCCAAUGAAUUACUUGCUACUUUAUCAGCAAGAGGUCCGGGGAAGUUUAUUUUAAAGCGAAUGAAAUCUAACUGGCUUGACUUAUACAGGCGAUUCCUGAAUGGACCCAACUUUAUGCCAUGGUUUCGAAGAAGGCGGGCUGUUGCUGAGCAAGAGCAAGAUAGAUUGUGGAGGCAGGCUAGGAUAAAAACGGACAUACAACAGCUUAUUUCUAAAUUUUCUGAGGUUGAAAUUGUGGAUUCUUUCAAUGUUAUAGAGAGACUUCUCCUCAAAGAAAUACAGACGCAACAAUCUGGAAAGGGAGGGGAUGAUUCCAUGGUUGCAAGUCAGAAAUUAAGGGGAGACCUUCAGGCAGUUUUUAAUGUACUAUCAAAGGACAUGCAACAAGUUAUGCUUUCAAAUCCCCAAAGGGCAUCCCUGCUACAUGCAAGUUCAGAAGUGACAAACAUUCCUGGACAUCCAGUAAUACAAGUUGCAGUUGUGUCUUCUACAUCACAGAGGUAA
Molecule: messenger RNA, 1932 nt
Organism: Lathyrus sativus (Indian pea)
Lineage: Eukaryota; Viridiplantae; Streptophyta; Magnoliopsida; Fabales; Fabaceae
Source: the annotation of a GenBank genome assembly